GGACACAAAGAUAGUCAUUUAAGUAAGAGAAUCUUCUCCCAGCAAAGAGGUUUGCUGGGAGAAGGAAAAAGUACAAAAAACAAGUUUUGGAUGAGUAGGUAAGGAUGUAGCAGGGGGUUAGUAAGAGAACAUCAGAUUAUUUGAGUGUUUAUGCUAGUGAGUUUAUUGCAGUACUGUUAGCAUUAGACAAGGUGGAAGAAGUGUCAGCAGGCAAAAAUACUCAUCUGUAGUGACUCUGUGUCAGCACUGUCAAGCAUUAAAUCAGGAUCAGGCAGUAAUGACCAAGACAUAUUACAUGAGCUGUUAUUUACUAAUUCAAGGUUAGCCAGUCAGGAGAAAAACAAAGUUCAUGUCGGUAUGAGUGCACUCAGGAAUCCCGGGAAAUGAGAAAGCAGACAAGCUAGCAAAGGAGGCGAUCAUGAGAGAAUAGAUAUUAAUAUUAAACUUUCAAAAUCAAAGGGGAAAGCAUAGUUUGGAGGGAAUAAACAACGGCAACAACAUUGGGACAGUGCAACAAAAGAUGUAUAGCACUAUGGAUCGGAGCGGUAGCAGUACUAUCUCCUACAGUGUUCCAGUGGUGGUGAUAUGCCUUGCUGCUUUGCUCCUCAGCAACAUAUUGAUCUACCUGUAUCUGGACUCUGUGUAUCAGACUAAUGAACAGCUGCUGUCUUCUCAUGUAAGCUGUACGCCUCGAAACUUUAAAAUGACGACCAUGAAAAAUUGCACCCCCUGGCUUCAAUGUUCACAGAUAAAUGCCGAAGUACACAAGCUGAAGCUCAUCGGCCAGGGAGCAGUUAAGAAGGUCUAUCUGGCAGAGUGGAAGGGUCAGAAGGUGGCUCUGUCCAAACUAUCUUCUCUGGAUUACCUGGAGGAUUUUCUCCAUGGGUUGUCCAUGUUACAGUCCCUGCAGGGGCCCCAGGUGGUGCAGUUGGUGGGGUUUUGCCUUGAAGACCAUGCCCUGGUCACUGAGUACCACCCACUUGGCUCACUGCUUAAUUUGGAUGGUGUUCUCGCACAAGAGCAUCAACAACAACACAACACAUGGCAGACCCGACUGAUGCUGGCUAUAGACUAUGUCUCUAUCCUCCAUUACCUCCAUAACAGCCCAGCUGGGCGGCGGGUCAUGUGUGAUUCCAAUAGCCUGGAGAAAACUCUCUCCCAGUUUCUGCUGACAAGUGACUUUCACCUAGUAGUUAACGAUCUGGAUGCACUGCCUGAGGUGGACCAAUCCAGAGGCUUGUUGGCAAAAUGUGGCCACCGGGAGCUCACUGGGGACUUUGUGGCUCCAGAGCAGCUGUGGCCCUUCAGGAAAAAAGGGAAGCCUUUUUCAGAUGAUCUUAUGACUGAAUAUGAUGAGAGAACAGACAUCUGGAAGAUUCCAGACGUGACAGGGUUCCUGAUGGGAAGGGUACCUGGAGGGGAUUUAGUUCACUUUCAUCUAUUUCAGAUUCACAAGGAGUGUAAGAAGGAAGACCCCAAGCUCCGCCCUUCAGCUCUGGAUGUUUUGAAAGUGUACAAGUCAGUCUACAGCAGCAUGGUGCGAGACAAUGCUGGGUUUAGAGAAAUGCUUUAGAAUAAUGACUCAAUUAAAAAGACAACGAACCUACCCUAAAAACUCCAGCUACCUUGCUAAUUCAAACCAACAUGGUGACUAAACUUCAUCUGACAAGCACCUAGCUCCAUUUGGGAUGGUUUGGGACAUUAGGGGAGGUUAACCAGACUAACAUUUGCCAAACCAACCACAAAAUCCUCACCCUUGAUUUAAGUUCUCUUGAAACAGAAGCAUACUGUUUUAGAACUAUAUAAGACUUAACUUCCCCAACUCCAAAAAAACUGUAGCGCACAGAUGGGAUAGUCCCAAACAGGACUAACAGGCACCUGUGGAAGAGUCAUUUCACCAAGCGAGGGGGAUAUGAAGGUGAAAUAACCUGAGCUGUAUACCAGUCAAAAGAAAGUGACAUUGCAGUCCAAAAAUAAGUCUUUUGCAAAGAAAAACAGUACAGUAACUGUACAUGAUACAGCAUAUACUGUGAGAAAAUACCAAAACAUGAUCAUGUAAACCUACCCAAUUAAAUUAGUAGAGUACAA
Messenger RNA from Thunnus maccoyii (southern bluefin tuna), 2088 nucleotides. It is a transcript of the gene pomk, whose product is annotated as protein O-mannose kinase. The record is from RefSeq and is a predicted model, not a curated record. Lineage: Eukaryota; Metazoa; Chordata; Actinopteri; Scombriformes; Scombridae. The transcript is spliced from 3 exons. Bases 521 to 1573 code for a protein of 350 amino acids. Gene Ontology annotation, molecular function: carbohydrate kinase activity; ATP binding; protein kinase activity. Gene Ontology annotation, biological process: protein O-linked glycosylation; protein phosphorylation; carbohydrate phosphorylation. Gene Ontology annotation, cellular component: endoplasmic reticulum membrane.